Camarhynchus parvulus is the source of this 2123-nucleotide messenger RNA. It is a transcript of the gene ZBTB7A, whose product is annotated as zinc finger and BTB domain containing 7A. NCBI's taxonomy places the organism in Eukaryota, Metazoa, Chordata, Aves, Passeriformes, Thraupidae. Gene Ontology annotation, molecular function: protein binding; RNA polymerase II cis-regulatory region sequence-specific DNA binding; DNA-binding transcription factor activity, RNA polymerase II-specific. The transcript has 3 exons. Bases 63 to 1703 code for a protein of 546 amino acids. The record is from RefSeq and is a predicted model, not a curated record. Gene Ontology annotation, biological process: regulation of transcription by RNA polymerase II.
GCACGGCGCGGCCCGCCCGCUCGCCCGGACCGCUCGGCCCCCGCCCGCCUUUAGCCUGGAAGAUGGCGGGUGGCGUGGACGGCCCCAUAGGGAUCCCGUUCCCGGAUCACAGCAGCGACAUCCUCAGCAGCCUGAAUGAGCAGAGGAACAACGGGCUGCUGUGCGACGUGGUCAUCCUGGUGGAAGGCCAGGAGUUCCCCACCCACCGCUCCGUCCUGGCAGCGUGCAGCCAGUACUUCAAGAAGCUCUUCACCUCAGGGUUAGUGGUGGACCAGCAGAACGUGUAUGAGAUAGACUUUGUGAGUGCGGACGCCCUGUCGGCGCUGCUGGAGUUCGCCUACACCGCGACCCUCACCGUCAGCACUUCCAACGUCAACGACAUCCUCAACGCCGCCACGCUGCUGGAGAUCCCGGCCGUCAGGGAUGUCUGCACGGAUCUCCUGGAGAGGAAGAUUCUGGCCAAAAAUGACCAGAUGGAUACAGUAGAUCAAAUUGAUCAGAGGAACCAUCUCAGAGCAAAAGAGUACCUGGAGUUCUUCCAGAGCAACCCCGUGAACGGCCACCAAGGCAGCUUUCCGUGGACCAACCCAGAGUUGAGAGACCUUCAGAGACUGAACUUCCGAGGCCAAGAGGAGGAGGAGGAGUCGAACUGCAACGGCCUGGACUUCUACUCGCAAGCCACCCCAACCGAAAGACCAAAGGCAAGUGACUGUGACCCCGACAGCAACCCGGCCAUGUGGCUGGAGCGCGAGGACGAGGAGCCGGUCAGCGGCGGGAUGUUCUCCCCUUCCCAGAACGGACAUUACAGCAGCCGCGGCCUGGCCACCCCGGCAGAAGAGGAGGGGGGCACCCCCAGGGGCCCCCUGGACCCGCAGGAGGCCGGGGACUCGCCCAGCUUCAUCCCCACGGGCACGGAGACGGAGGACGACGCCAGGGAGGUGGAUGACCUGGCCGCCAGCGCCCUGCUCCAGCAGAUGAUCAACUCGGUGGGGCGGCAGCAGCUCGGCGACGGUGACGACCGCAAGGACGAGGACGGGGUCAUGGAUUAUUACUUGAAAUAUUUCGGCAGUUCCAGCGAGGGCGACGUGUACCCGUCCUGGUCGCAGAAGGUGGAGAAGAAGAUCAGGGCGAAAGCAUUCCAGAAGUGCCCCAUCUGCGAGAAGGUGAUCCAGGGCGCCGGGAAGCUGCCGCGCCACAUCCGCACCCACACCGGGGAGAAGCCCUACGAGUGCAACAUCUGCAACGUCAGAUUCACCAGGCAGGACAAGCUGAAGGUGCACAUGCGGAAGCACACGGGGGAGAAGCCCUACCUGUGCCAGCAGUGCGGGGCCGCCUUCGCCCACAACUACGACUUGAAGAACCACAUGCGGGUGCACACGGGGCUGCGGCCGUACCAGUGCGACAGCUGCUGCAAGACUUUCGUCCGCUCCGACCACCUGCACAGGCACCUUAAAAAAGAUGGAUGCAACGGGAUCCCGUCGCGCAGGGGCCGCAAGCCGCGGGUCAGGGAGGCCGGCGGGGCCAUGCCCCCCACGCCCACGGAGGACGGGAGCAUCCCGGCCCCCGAGCCCGAGGACACGGCCACGGGCAGCGAGGAGCAGCAGCAGCAGCAGCAGCACUUUGAGGAGAAUUCCAAUAACGAAGCGCCGGGAUUGAAUGUAGCAGGAGGGUCGGAUGAGGGUAAUGAGCAAGGACUCUCCUAAACCAAAAAAAAAAAAAAGAAAAACAAGAAAAACCACCAUAAAACCAACCCCAACCGAUGAAACGAUGAAACCUGAAAACAAACAAAGUCACAAAAUCUAGUUAGUACUUUUCCUCCGAUUUUUCUCUUUAAAAGAUGUUUCUCUCCCUUUUUUUUAAGGAAAAAACCAAAAAAGCUACAAAAAAAAGAAAAAAAAAAAAAGAGAGAUAUUAUAUUAACGUUUUCCAAUCUUCCCAUCGUAAGCGGGGCUCUCCCCCGAGGAUCCCUCAUAGCCAAGGACCUUUUCUUGGAAAGGCAAGGACGCUAGGGAAGCACGAGGUGGGGAUGGAAAGUGGCUCUGUCGCAUGGAAAAGAGCUUCCAUGUAAAUCCAAAGCUUUAUUUUGUGUCCAAACACAUGUUUAAAAAAAAGAAAAAAGAAAA